Limulus polyphemus (Atlantic horseshoe crab) is the source of this 949-nucleotide messenger RNA. RefSeq names its product sushi, nidogen and EGF-like domain-containing protein 1. The record is from RefSeq and is a predicted model, not a curated record. NCBI's taxonomy places the organism in Eukaryota, Metazoa, Arthropoda, Merostomata, Xiphosura, Limulidae. The transcript has 4 exons. The coding region runs from base 345 to 758 and encodes 137 amino acids.
UAGCCUUAAGGCUCUCACCUAAUCUGAUGUUUCCGCAUAAUAUUGCUGUUUUAUUGCAUGUAAAUGGGCAUACAAAAACCCUUAAUCAAUAGGAGUGUAACACCACUUCCUAGUGCAGCUGGAUCUCUCUAUACUGAUUGUUCUAACAUCAUUUCAAGAUAAGGCAAUAAAGAAAGAUGCACGAGAAGUAGGAAGUGUGAGCGAGACAUAACAGGAAGCAAACAACCCAAACUUUACAUACAACUCAAGCUUCUCGAGACAGGAAUUGUGGAAUUUACUGCAACAGGAGAAAUGACUGUCGGGGGUUUAACUACAACCCAGACACCCAGGAAUGUCAACUGUUGAUGUGGCCUGAGAACGAGACGAUGGUAGCAGAAGGACACUCGGUGUGGUUCAAACGGAUUACGUGUGCAGACCAACCAUGUGAAAAUGGGGGAUCAUGUCGAGAUAGACCAGGAUACAUUCAUCAGUACAAAUGUGAUUGUUCACAAGGUUGGUGUGGAAGAAGAUGUGAAAAGCUUCACUACAACGUCACUCGUAGGCACUGUAUACUUGGUGGAGACAUCAGUUCCAAGUACAUGUCUUCUCCAGAAGAAUGUUUGAAGUGGUGUCUACAGACAACUGGUUGUAAGGCGACAGGUUAUAGUUCUUUAAAAUAUUGUCACCUUGAAUUAAACGAUCAUACUAAAACUUCUUUGUCGUAUUGUAUUGGUUAUGACUACUAUUAUCCCUUAAAAGAAUGCAACAACGAAACCUAGAGAGUCGUAAUACUUUGUUUAUUUCCGUAUGUAAAAUUUUGUAGCUUAUAAAUGUUGAUUUACAUUUAAGUAAGGAAAUGUUAUGUUGAUUCAAAAUAUAAGAUAAAAUGUAAUAAAAGCCAAGGGAUUUAUGAAGAUAUGUUUUCCUGCAAUUUAUAAAUUCACUACAAAAAUCUUUAUCACACAUAAUG